This is a messenger RNA of Bursaphelenchus xylophilus (pine wood nematode), 2609 nucleotides long. NCBI's taxonomy places the organism in Eukaryota, Metazoa, Nematoda, Chromadorea, Rhabditida, Aphelenchoididae. The record is from the annotation of a GenBank genome assembly.
AUGAGUUGGCAAGACACUGCAACAGAUUUGUUGCCCUAUUACGAAUAUACGAUGGGGUUUUUCUCCUAUGCCCUAAAUAUUUUGGUCAUCUACUUGGCCAAGACACAAAUGCACAAGCGAACAGCGGAAUACAGGACGAUUAUUUUGCUCAAUUGCGCGGUGGAUCUCAUUUUCAACACCUUCAAUCUUUUGACCAGAACGGUAAGUUGAAAGGACUGAAACAUUAACUAUUGUCAUUGCAAAGUAUGAUAUUUUAUUUUGACUUUCAGGCUUGUGAUAUCAAAGAAGGCAACAUCUUCGUGCUCAGCACCGGUCCUCUCGGCGACGUACCUCAGCCUUAUGCGGCAAUGAUCACUUUCAGCUGGUUGUGGGCGCUUUUGCUGACCGUGGUUACCGUACCGAUUCAAUUCCUCUACCGUUACAGCCAAAUAUGCCUCACAACGCCGAUCACAACGAGGCAAUACGUCCUGAUUUACGGCGGUUUCAUUUUGGCGUUGGCAUUGCAUUGUGCGGCGGGAGUGGUGGUGUUCGAAACGGAUCCGGAGGUGUUGAAGGGAUACGAGCAUUUGAUACGCGAGAACCCCAUAUUCAAGGACAUGCCCGUCUUCACGUUGGGAAUUAAGGUAACAAAUGUUUGGUGGCCACAAGUAACUGACGUUGUUGUUGAAAGUUACCCAAAAAUGUUAGAUUUUGCACUCUGAACCUCCUGUUCUUCAGGCCCGUAGUGUUCUUUUGGUAUUUUCAUAAAGUGCAUGGGCAUUUGCAACGGGGCUUUUUUAUGUGCGGCCCGGACUGCGACAAAUCUCUAUGCACUUUAUGAAAAUCCGAAUAUCAGUCUGUCGGGAAAAUAAUAAGCGCUGUCACCAGUUGCUUUAGAACAUGUGGAUUGAAGGUCCCUAUUUUAGGUUCUGUCUAAGAUCUCAAGCCCAAAUACGACUGUAAAACACAAUGACUAGCGAAUAAUAGGCUCUAGCUGAAAGGCACUGAGGACGACAAUAUCAAAAAUCCUGCCGUGGUCGCCAUGUCAAGACUUGGAUAGUCGAGGUCUAAUGAGGCCCCUAACUUGCCCUCUACUCCUAGUAUACCAACCCGGAGACACAACUAGAGAACUCUAGCAGUGAAACUGUGAAAUCACACGAAUUGACUCCAAUUAUAAUAGCUCGAACCACCAUUGCACUGUGUCAGGGGGACUUCCAACAAUUAGAAAUAUGUUUGUUUUCCAAAACGAGUGACCGAAAAGCGAUCGGUCUAUUAUAUUUAUAUCAAAAUAUUCGUCGGUUUAUGCCAAUUUCUGGGAAUUCUUCACGGAAUCGUGACAUGAUCGAAACCACAAUGUUAGACCCCGCAUGCUACGGGAUGCGCUGAGCUUCAACAUACGAUACAACAGGCAUAGUAAACACACUUUAUUGACCAAUAGCACCACCACCGCAGCGGGAAAAACACAGGCAGAAUAAUUCACACUCCUUCACGCCGAUUGAUUGGAAGAUUUCCAUUCCUUUUAUACCAAUUUGUUCGUCAUUUCGUGGGAAUAUGCAAAUCCGCACGUGAAGCCGUGACACACGUCAAAAAAAUUCUUUCAGAAAAUUGAAAAAACAAGGAAUCUCGGAUUUUUUGCGAAGUGCCGCAUAAUUAUCGAGCUUGAAAAAUUAUUUUCCUCUUCGAAAAAACAUUUUUCUCGAAAUUCUCUGGGAAAGUUUUCUUUUGUGACUCGAUAAUUCAGCGACAUUUCGUCAAAAAUCAAUGAUCCGAGGUUCCUUGUUUUUUCACUUUUUCUUUGACGUGUGGCAGCGCAUUGUCGCAUCGAAAAUCGCAUAGCCGCCGAGAAAAUGAAUUGUGUCGCUGCAAAGUCCAAUUGCUUUUCACCUCAGCGACGCGAUUCGCGCAAAGACAUUCUGCUCAUUUUUUCCCGACAGACUGAUAAAAGGUCCUUGGCUGAAAACACUGAGGGCAACAAUAGCACUGUAACUAAGGUGUCUGCUCCAAAUAGGCACGACCGGGUAGGGCAACAAGUAUUAUAGACACAGAAAUUACAAUUGACUUUAUUCGGACGAAAGCCAAGGGAAAGGGUGACCGCAAAGUGGACGUUACUUUUAUAUCAAAAGAAGGGUAUUCCAAAAAAAAUCUGUCUUUUUUCAGGACUCUCCCAAGGCAGCUCUUCAUAUUUUGGACUGCAUAUUUAUUGUUGGAGUUGCAUACUCGAUUGUUGUGUAUUGCGCAGUCAAGACGCUACGACGCCUCAAAGAAACGAAGAAAUCUCUUUCCAAGGCCACACUCGCCGCGCAGAAACAGUUGACCAUCAUCAUGUUCAUGCAGGUAUAAGGAAAAUACCGUCAACAAGGGCUAUAACUCAUUUUUAGGCGACAAAUCCCCUUAUAAUGCUCAACUUGCCCAUCUGCGCGGCGUGCAUCUUGACCUUGCUCAACAUCACGCUCAGUGGGAUCUCGUUCUUCAUGACGCCAGUCGCCACGUUCAUCCCGAUUCUCAAUCCGCUUUGUGUGAUUUUUGUGAUCCCCAGCUUCCGAAGGUUCGUCCUUUGCCGAAAAGGGAAAGAAUUCCAAAUCGGAACCACCUCUGACGUGGUCUCGACCAAAAUGCCAUCCUCUCAUUGA